AUGGUGAUGAUCGAGGCGAGGGAGGUGUCGCAGGACGACGAAUUGAGGGAGAAGACCGCUGAUAUUGACGCCCGGUCGUUGGAUUCAAUGCGUAGGGCCGAUGAUCUGGCGCCAGGUGAUGUUUGGGAUGAGGGAGACGCUGAGGUCAAGUACAGGCAGGCAGGCAGGGUCAAUGUUGAUGGUCACUGUGAGGUCUAA
Messenger RNA from Cadophora gregata, 198 nucleotides. RefSeq lists its product as uncharacterized. Lineage: Eukaryota; Fungi; Ascomycota; Leotiomycetes; Helotiales; Ploettnerulaceae. The transcript has a single exon. Bases 1 to 198 code for a protein of 65 amino acids. The record is from RefSeq and is a predicted model, not a curated record.